AUGCAAUCAAACUCGAUUUCGACAACUGCUUCUUUAAAGGCAAAAUCAUCUGUAAAUGAAGUAAACAUUUCAAUUCAAGUGGGAGCAUUGCAUCAUCAACAUUAUUAUUUGAUGAAAAGAGAACAAGUGGUUGAAACUUUUCCUUUUAACUUCGUCAAAUGUCAUCUGUUCGACUUACAUGAAGUUGAUACAAAACAAGAAUUUUUCUGUUUGAAACCUCAAAAGAAAUAUUGA
Clunio marinus is the source of this 234-nucleotide messenger RNA. The record is from the annotation of a GenBank genome assembly. Lineage: Eukaryota; Metazoa; Arthropoda; Insecta; Diptera; Chironomidae.